CCGAAGAGGACAUCUCUCUCUACCUGAACCAUCACCACGCCGCUCGUUACUGCCCGUAUACACCGCCCACCGCCCACCGCCCCCUCCCCACCGCAUCCAGCACCAUCGCCGGCUGAAUCUCCCGAAACCACCAUCCGCAGCACUUGCGAUACACCACCUGGACUCGGGAUCUGGCGCAACUCGUCCAUCGUGGCUGAACCGACCGUCCGCCAGCGGAGCAACAGCGUACGCGGAGUGUCAUCGACGCCGCUGGGCGCUCGCAGUGGCCUCCCCGCGCCCGUCAUGCUGCUUCCGAAAGGCACCGGCAUGACCUGGAAGAGUGCGCGCGCACGAUUACCCCCGAGUCGCGCCAUAUGGAAUUUCCUCACACGGACGCGAUUUCUGCUGUUUGUUGCAAUUGCGGGCAUCAUUAUAUUGAUAUGGAAUGGCGUACGAGGGUCAGCGGGCGAUUUUCAAAAGUUUUAUUGCUUUGGCCCGGCGAAAUCGCCCAUGCAAAUGACACCAAACGAACAGGCGCAAUGGGCAGGGCAUCUACAGACACCAGUCAUCUUCAACCACCACGAACCCAUUGAGAUCAACAGCUCCAGCAUACAGCACAUUGACCUCAAUCCCAUCACCUCGACGCCGAAAGCGCUCGCCAAUGAGGAGCACGUGCUCAUCUUGACUCCUCUCCGAAAUGCGGCACCAUACAUUGAGCAGCACUUUGAUCUGCUGACGCAGUUGACCUAUCCUCACAAGCUGAUUGAUCUGGCAUUCUUGGUGGGCGAUAGCACAGAUGAUACGCUCGCCGUGCUGAGCAUGGAGCUGGAACGGAUCCAGUCGCGGACAGACAGCAUACCCUUCCGAAGCGUGAUGAUUGUGUCCAAGGACUUUGACGUCGCAGCAAGUCAGGACGUGGAGAGCAGACAUGGCUUCGCUGCUCAGGGACCGAGGAGAAAGGCAAUGGGGAAAGCCAGGAAUUACUUGUUGUCUGCGGCGCUGAAGCCCGAGCACAGCUGGGUGUACUGGCGAGAUGUGGACAUCAAGGACAGCCCGAGUAGGAUCAUCGAGGACUUUGUUGCGCACGACCGCGAUAUCCUUGUGCCUAAUGUGUGGUUCCACCGAUACGAGAACGGUCGUGACAUUGAGGGUCGUUUCGACUACAACUCAUGGCAGGAGUCGGAGAAGGGCCUGAAGCUGGCUGCCUCUCUGGACAAGGAUGUUGUUCUUGCUGAAGGGUACAAAGAGUACGAUACAGGACGCAAACACAUGGCGCGCAUGGGCGACUGGCGAGAUAACAAGGAUGUGGAGAUUCCCCUUGACGGUAUAGGGGGCGUCAACAUUCUCGUCAAAGCAGAUGUCCACAGAGCUGGCAUCAACUUUCCCUGCUACGCGUUUGAGAAUCAAGCCGAAACAGAAGGCUUUGCGAAGAUGGCCAAACGAGCGGGGUAUGGAGUUUAUGGCCUCCCGAAUUAUGUUGUAUGGCAUAUUGAUACAGAAGAGAAGCCUGGUAAUGCAUGAUGAUCAAGAGCGCGGGUUAGAAGGAGAAGAAGAAGAAGAGGGAGGAAGGGAGGGCUAUCAUCCUAUCCUACCUUACCUACCUGUACUCAUGAAAAUGUCGUUUAUAUGUGCACCUCCCUCAUCGGCAAACUUGUACCAUCCCGCCAUCUUGAUAUUUCUUCCGCAGCGGAUACUGUUGUUUGUACAUGGACAUGUAAAAG
Messenger RNA from Sphaerulina musiva SO2202, 1700 nucleotides. Its product is annotated as glycosyltransferase family 62 protein. The coding region runs from base 283 to 1500 and encodes 405 amino acids. Gene Ontology annotation, biological process: cell wall mannoprotein biosynthetic process; protein N-linked glycosylation. Gene Ontology annotation, cellular component: mannan polymerase complex. The transcript has 5 exons. NCBI's taxonomy places the organism in Eukaryota, Fungi, Ascomycota, Dothideomycetes, Mycosphaerellales, Mycosphaerellaceae. Gene Ontology annotation, molecular function: alpha-1,6-mannosyltransferase activity. The record is from RefSeq and is a predicted model, not a curated record.